This is a messenger RNA of Aricia agestis (brown argus), 2112 nucleotides long. RefSeq names its product synaptic vesicle glycoprotein 2B-like. Lineage: Eukaryota; Metazoa; Arthropoda; Insecta; Lepidoptera; Lycaenidae. Gene Ontology annotation, biological process: transmembrane transport. Gene Ontology annotation, molecular function: transmembrane transporter activity. The coding region runs from base 161 to 1675 and encodes 504 amino acids. The record is from RefSeq and is a predicted model, not a curated record. The transcript is spliced from 11 exons.
AAUAAUCUUCAAUAAAAUGGUACAGCAUGCGAACAAAUAGCAACACUAUAAUAAGAUGCGGAGCGCCUCGCUCGUAUCACUGUGUGACCCGACGGCGACGACGCUGGCCGCGGGCCUCGAUUAGUUUUUUUUAUGAAUUAGAAAGUGAGUGAAAAUUAAAAUGGUCGCGAAAAUCAAAGUAGACUUCGAGGAUGCUCUGACGUUGGCAGGUUUCGGCAAGUUCAACGUGGUGCUGACGCUGGCGACGAUAAGUGUGAUCCUGAGCAUGACCUUCGAGAUCUUCUCCGUGUCCUACCUGGUGCCCGCUAGCGCCUGCGAGCUGAAGACGUCAGUGCCGCAGCAGGGGCUCAUGGCCGCUGUUCCCAUGUUAGGUAUAAUCGCCACGUCACACAUUUGGGGAUAUUUAGCGGACACCAGAGGAAGAACGACAGUUCUCGCCUGGUGCAUGACAUUAAGUUUCAUCUUUGGAUCUCUUAACACAUUGGCACCUAAUUGGAUAGUUUUUAGUGUUUUGAAGUUCUUCUCAUCAUGUGCCAUCGCUGGAACAUAUGCCUUAGCUAUAACCUUGCUCAGUGAAUGCACUUUAGAGUCUUGGAGAUCUAAAAUGGUGGCACUAACAAGCACCGUCUUCUUGGGAAGCACAGCGACUAUGGCAAUACUCUCCGUCCCAGUUCUUCAGUUGAACUUCUCUUACGACAUACCAGCUCUGGGCAUAACCUUUAACUCUUGGCGUCUACUCAACCUGGUGUACGCUUUACCAUGUGCCAUAGGGACCCUCUGUAUGUACCUGUCCUAUGAGAGUCCACGGUACUUGGUGAUGGUUGGAGAAGAAGAAAAAGCUCUGGAGGUGCUGAGAGGAAUAUUUUCAAUAAAUACUGGAAAACCGAAAGAGGAAUAUAAGGUUGAGUCAGUAGCUCUAGGUGAAGAAUCUGGCAAACCCACCAAAGGACUCAUAGCAUCGAUCAUAUCCCAGACCGUGCCACUAUUGAAGCCUCCUUUACUCAAGAAAACUAUCCUACUCUCGAUCAUGUUCAUCAUAGUUUAUUUCGGGAUAAAUCCUUUCAUUGUGUGGCUGCCAUUCAUAGCCGAUGCCAUUAUGACGUCCAUAAGGAAUGGUGAUAAGGAUUUCAAGAUGUGUGACAUGAUACGAUCGUCACAGAAUGCUACUGCUGUUGCAGUUGAGGCUGAAAAUCAAGACUGUAGUUUAGACUCGUACGCAAUGAUGGCCGUCUUCGGGACCAACACUAUAUUGGCUACCUUGAAUAUUGGUCUCAGUUCGCUCAUAAACGUCGUCGGAAGGAAAAGAAUGUUAAUUGCUAUUCAGUUUUUUGCAGGUGCAGCGGGUCUGUGCAUCAACUUGAGCUCUAUCUGGCAGCUCAACGCCGUCCUGUUGGUCGGCUACGUCCUCGGUGUUCUCAACUUCGGAUACAUAUCCACCAUCUGCGUCGAAGUCUUCCCAACAUACGUAAAGGCUAUGGCAGUGUGCCUGACUCUCAUGGUGGGUCGAGGCAGUUCGGUGCUGGGCAUCAACGUUCUAAAGAACAUGAUGGUGUCCAAUUGUGAAGCAGCCUUGUACAUGUUUCCCUCUCUAACUUUUGCCGGUGGUAUAUUCGCAUUUUGCCUUCCUGGGGACAACGAAAAACCACAGAAAAAAGUUGAUGACGCCGAAACAUGAAAAGCAGUGGCUGUCAUAAUAUUAGGCAUUUGUUCAUAGACGUAGGCGUAGGAAAUACUCAAAAUUAUUUACAGUUCUCAUAGCUGAUCUCAAGGCAAGCGUUGUCUUGAUAAAUGUGACUACAUUAUCCUUUAAAUAGUAUUAUUAGUAGAAUUAUUAAAUAUAGGAUAGUUAUAUUAUCAUUCCAAGUAUUUAUAUUGUAAACUCUGUACUAAAAUAAACUUAGGGACAGCUAAUGCUUUACGCAUGCUGUCUUUACCUGUCUUGAGUUUUAAAUGGAAAACAUAUAACAUGAAAGAUAAUAAUUAAUAAUAAUAUCUAUGGACAAUUUAGAUUUGUGCAGGCGUUUGUAAAAAUAGGUUUGAUGAUGAAUAAAGUGCACGUGUUCACGCCCACCCAUAAAGUUAAUAUAGGUACCUAGCGAAAUAGAGGAACAA